ACUUAUAGGGCUGGGAAUGGGGGUGUUGCCGCCGCCCAGCCAGCUCCGUGUCCACCGGUCCCCUGUCGGUGCCGCGCUGUCGUCGCGGCGCCCCCGUCCAGCCCUCCGUCCGCGCCGCCCCCAGACCCGGCCGGCGGGGCCCGGAGCCAGGGCCACGUCCCCGCCAUGCCGGCCCAGUGGCUGUUGCUCCUGCUGACGCUGCUGCUAUCGCCGCCCGGCCCCGGGAGUUUUGCAAGUGCCAGCACAGUAACACUGCCUGAAACCUUGUUGUUUGUUUCAACCCUGGAUGGAAGCUUGCAUGCUGUCAGCAAGAGGACGGGCUCCAUCAAGUGGACUUUAAAAGAAGAUCCAGUCCUGCAGGUCCCAACACACGUGGAAGAGCCUGCUUUCCUCCCAGAUCCCAAUGAUGGCAGUCUGUACACACUUGGAGGCAAGAACAAUGAAGGACUGACGAAACUUCCCUUUACCAUCCCAGAAUUGGUUCAGGCAUCCCCAUGCCGAAGUUCAGAUGGAAUCCUCUACAUGGGUAAAAAGCAGGAUAUUUGGUAUGUUAUUGACCUCCUGACUGGCGAGAAGCAGCAAACUUUGUCAUCAGCAUUUGCAGAUAGUCUCUGCCCAUCAACUUCCCUUCUAUAUCUUGGACGGACAGAGUACACCAUCACCAUGUAUGACACCAAGGCCCGAGAGCUCCGCUGGAAUGCCACCUAUUUUGACUAUGCAGCCUCGCUGCCCGAGGACGACGUGGACUACAAGAUGUCCCACUUUGUGUCCAAUGGCGAUGGACUGGUGGUAACUGUGGACAGUGAAUCUGGGGAUGUCUUGUGGAUCCAAAACUAUGCCUCUCCUGUGGUGGCCUUCUACGUCUGGCAGCGGGAGGGCCUGAGAAAGGUGGUGCACAUCAACGUUGCUGUGGAGACUCUACGCUACUUGACCUUCAUGUCUGGGGAAGUGGGGCGAAUCACCAAGUGGAAGUAUCCAUUUCCCAAGGAGACAGAGGCCAAGAGCAAGCUGACGCCUACACUGUAUGUUGGGAAGUACUCCACCAGUCUCUAUGCCUCUCCCUCAAUGGUGCAUGAGGGGGUUGCCGUUGUGCCCAGAGGCAGCACUCUUCCUUUGCUGGAAGGUCCCCAGACAGAUGGUGUCACCAUUGGAGACAAAGGAGAAUGCGUGAUCACCCCCAGCACAGACCUCAAGUUUGACUCUGGACUCAAAGGAAAGAGCAAGCUGAACUACUUAAGGAAUUACUGGCUUCUCAUAGGACACCAUGAAACUCCUCUGUCCGCAUCUACUAAGAUGCUGGAGAGGUUUCCCAACAACCUGCCCAAACAUCGAGAAAAUGUGAUUCCAGCUGAUUCAGAAAAAAGGAGCUUUGAGGAAGUUAUCAACCUAGUUGGCCAGACUUCAGAAAACAUACCAACCACCAUGUCUCAGGAUAUAGAAGAAAAGCUGUCCCGUGCCCCUGCCAAGCCUGAGGCCCCUGUGGACUCCAUGCUCAAGGACAUGGCUACUAUUAUCCUGAGCACCUUCCUGCUGAUUGGAUGGGUGGCCUUCAUCAUCACUUACCCACUGAGCAUACAUCAGCAGCUCCAGCACCAACAGUUCCAAAAAGAACUGGAGAGAAUUCAGCUCCUGCAGCAACAGCAGCUCCCCUUCCACUCACAUGGAGACCUUACCCAGGAUCCUGAGUUCCUGGAUUCAUCUGGCCUCUUCUCAGAGAGCUCAGGCACCAGCAGCCCCAGCCCAUCCCCCAGAGCCUCCAACCACUCCAGCAGCUCUGCCUCCAAGGCUGCCACCAGCCCCUCCCUGGAGCUGGAUGAUGAGGAUGAAGAAACCAGAGUGGUGAUUGUUGGAAAAAUUUCAUUCUGCCCCAAGGAUGUCCUGGGCCAUGGAGCUGAGGGCACAAUUGUAUACAAAGGCAUGUUUGACAACCGUGAUGUGGCUGUGAAGAGGAUCCUUCCUGAAUGUUUCAGCUUUGCAGACCGUGAGGUCCAGCUGCUUCGAGAAUCAGAUGAGCACCCGAAUGUCAUCCGCUACUUUUGCACAGAGAAGGACCGGCAGUUCCACUACAUUGCCAUUGAGUUGUGUGCAGCCACCCUGCAAGAGUAUGUGGAGCAGAAGGACUUUGCCCACCUUGGUCUAGAGCCUAUCACCUUGCUCCAGCAGACCGCCUCAGGCCUGGCACACCUGCACUCUCUCAACAUUGUUCACAGAGACCUGAAACCCCACAACAUUCUCCUCUCCAUGCCCAACGCACAUGGCAGGAUCAAGGCCAUGAUUUCUGACUUUGGCCUCUGCAAGAAGCUGGCAGUAGGCAGGCACAGUUUCAGCCGUCGUUCGGGGGUACCUGGCACUGAAGGCUGGAUUGCCCCAGAGAUGCUGAGUGAAGACUGCAAAGAGAACCCUACCUACACAGUGGACAUCUUCUCUGCAGGCUGUGUCUUUUACUAUGUCAUCUCUGAGGGCAACCAUCCUUUUGGCAAGUCCUUGCAGCGGCAGGCCAACAUCCUUUUGGGCGCCUGCAGCCUUGACUGCUUCCACUCAGACAAACACGAGGAUGUCAUUGCUCGUGAAUUGAUAGAAAGAAUGAUUGCAAUGGAUCCCCAGCAGCGGCCCUCCGCAAAGCACGUGCUGAAACACCCCUUCUUCUGGAGCCUGGAAAAGCAGCUCCAGUUCUUCCAGGAGUUUGACAGAGGCCUUGGCUUCAGAGAUGCCCUAGCACAUCUGCUCCUUGAAGGCGGGACUUUCUCGAUGAUUUUGAUGACUGCUCUGGCCCCAGCACCUAGGACACUGCCUGGCCCAUUGCUGGAUGUGAGUGACCGUAUAGAAAAGGAGUCCUUGGACGGCCCGAUAGUAAAGCAGUUGGAGAGAGGAGGGAGAGCUGUGGUGAAGAUGGACUGGCGGGAGAACAUCACUGUCCCACUACAGACAGAUCUGCGCAAAUUCAGAACCUACAAAGGUGGCUCUGUCAGAGAUCUCCUCCGAGCCAUGAGAAAUAAGAAGCACCACUACCGAGAACUGCCUGAGGAGGUUCAGGAGACCCUGGGCUCCAUCCCUGAUGACUUCGUGCGCUACUUCACUUCUCGUUUCCCCCAGCUCCUCUUACAUACCUACCGAGCCAUGGAGCUGUGCAGGCAUGAGAGACUCUUCCAGACCUACUACCUGCACGAGUCCACAGAACCCCAACCUCCAGUGACUCCAGAUGCCCUCUGAGCUAGGGCAGCCCCUCUGGUCUGGUGGCCCCAACAGUGACCAUGGGCCUGAUCUCUGCAGUCAGGGUCUGUUGCCUCUGGGAUUAGGAGGAAGACUAAGCUUCUCUAAUCAAGUGCCUUGAGCUGCUUAUGUGCAGCCAGAAGAGGAUAACGCUGAUCCUAGGAAGCUGGAGAAGUGGCCCCUCAUGACCACAGAGACCUGGGGAGAUGUGGCCCUGAAGCCUCGUAGUCAGGGAUGUCUGCGAAGGUGGGCCUGUCCCAGAGGCUGCAAAAGGAGCAACAUCAGCCUUUUCACUGGAUGAGCUCGCUUCCCUUUCACUGGAUGAACUCACUUCCACUUACAUUUCUUUCUAAAAUUUCUGUGGGGUGGCAGUUUGGGGGCCUUUCAGUGAGGGGUGGAGGGAUCCUGUUUUGUCUACAUGCUAGAAGCAGCCUGGCUGGGGUGUACCAAGUACAGCCCCUGCUGGAAAUGGAUUGAGAGAUGUGGAGUGCUAAGGAAGAGGACGUUCAGAGGCGUUUUCAUGGGGAGAGGAGGCAUCCCCAAGUUAGUGGUAGCCUGUGAUGCUUCGUGCAGCAAGCUAUAAGCGUGGGGUGUGGGGACUCGUUAGCAGCUGAGGUAUGUCCGUGAGUCUAGGGGAUGAAGAGGACACUCAGUUCCGGAUGCAGUGCUGGCCCAGCAAAGUGGUCCCUAAUGGGUUGAGUCCUGGCCAUGUGGGCCAGAGGUGAAGAGUUCCCUGGCCACCAAGCAGGCAGUUAAGGCCAGACAGGGACAGAGACAGGUCUUAAGGGCCAGAGAAGAGGAACUAGAGGGAACUCCCCAGUCACUGGAGAGGCUCAGAACCAGAAGGUAAGUGGUAGGCCCAUCUACCCCAGGGGCCAGCAGACUAGCAUAGACUGUGAGUCAAAGCCCUGGGGUAGACAGCCAAGGGCAGGGCCACCACAGGUUUUUUAGGCCAGCUUUUGUGUUUCUCUGGGCAAAUUUUAAUGAGUAUAUUUUGAUCAUAUUGCAGAAAGCUACGUUUGCAUAAGUAAGUUAAGUAUAACUUGACACUUGUGAAGAAGAAAUGCAAGGUAUAAUAUCUUCUGUUCUGUGUGGUACCAAAAAUCGCCAUUCUCUCAAGAAUGUAGAACAUUCUCUAAUGCUGAAGAGUAAGACAUUUUAGCGACGCUAUGUAUUAAUGUCAAAGUAAUUACAUCAGUAUCAUUUUUCUUUAAAAUUUUAACUUUAAUUCCAGUCAGAAUCUACUGUCUUCUCCCUCCAAAGAGCUUAGAGGUUAGAAUGAAGUUAGGGUCUGUGUGGGAGGGGUCUGUGUAGAAUCUCUGGAGCCAGUGGGUGGUCUCUGGUGUGUGGCUGAGGCUCCAUUCUGUUCUAUGUUUAGAGUGGCCUUGGCAGCUUUAUGAACCGCACUGACCAGAGUCACUGCCCCGGCAUUCCCUGAGAGGUCUGCUGCUGGGUGUGCUGGUACCAGGGUCGCUUACUCAAGCUUCCUCUGCUGCUGUAGAUUUUUUAUUUCUUUACUUCCGUAGUGGCUGAAGUGUGGGCUCUUAAGAUCUUAAAAUCCUACAUCUUUGAACCUCAUGGGUGAUGCUGUGUAGACCUUGGAACCCCAGCCCCACGGUUAGCUUCCUGCUCGUCUUCUUAGCAUAGCACUUUGUUAAUGGGCCCAAGAGAGAACAGCCCAUGAUCAGUGUGAGGAGGUGGAAGCCGUGUGGUCUGACGCUUGCCUCAGGGACUGCUGCUUGCCUUGUUCUUCAUGGCCGAGUUUCCCUUUGGAAAGGGCUGAAGUCUUCUCUGAAGGCCCAGCUUGGUGUUACCUCCAAGUUUGCCUGGAGUCCGCUUUUCAAAUGUCCUUGCCUCUUAUCAGGUCAGUUUCUAGCCAGUCAAAUUUCCAAAAGUCCUCUGCUCAUCAUGCUUAUCUGAAAACUUUCUGUAGAGCUGGGCGGGAUGGUUAGACACAGAUGAAUACAGGAAAGACUUCUGCCUUUUGAAGCCUCAUGAGAGUCAGCAGCUCAUAAGUGUCAGGGCAGAAAGAAAACUCAAGUGGGUAUAUAUUUGGGGUUUGCCCCGCUUGUGCCUUAAAACUGUCCCAUCUCAGAACCAAUCAGCUCUGCUCAGCUCUCUUACUGUCUGUUCUCUAGGGACCCAGACAGUUAUCAGCUUUCCAAGUGUGUUGUGAAAAUACUGGGCAUCUGAGGUGCUCGGCAAGAGACACUGUCAAUCUUUAGGCCAGGGCAGCUCUGUAGAGUUGCACAUCCUCAGAGGCUGCUAGGAUCCCUGGAAGACUGCCCAGCUGUCUACAAGUACAGCAUCUUCAGCUUUAGUAUGGAACUGAGCUGUGUCUGGAAUGCUAUCUUUGUUUAAACCUUGUCUUGUGUUGAACUUUCAGUUUAGGAAGUGUGCCGUUUCACGAGGCACCAAAGCACUUGCACUUUGGGAACAAAGGUGUCACUUGAUAAUCGGAUAGACCAUCUAGAGAAUGAAGGUGAACCCCUGGGUGCGGACGUGUUCCCGGACCUUGAUACAGCAGUACUGUAGGCCCUUCCCAUGGUGCAUCACAGAGAAGGUAGAGGUCUGAGGUCUGAGGUCAGCAGGCGUAGCCAAAUGCUUUCCACCAAAUUGAAGAUAAGCAGGGCACUCUUCCUUGGCACCCACUGACUUUGUGGAGGUUUUGUGUGCUUGUGAUUCAGUUAGCUGCAGCAGUUCCUUUUCCCAAAGUGAAAGGCCAAUCAAUUGGCUGCUGCUGUGACCUCCUACAGAGCCACCUCUGGCUGCAGGCUCUCCUGUGCUGGCUACUUGUCAUUUGCAGAGCUUUGGUCCUGUGUGCCUUCCUGCAGGUCCCUCUCUCCAGCUGUGCCAGGAUUCUUCUAUCUCUUCCUGGGUCUGCUUCUUGUUUAUUGUCUUCAUCGUCAUGGUCCAGAGGUGCAGGAAGAGCCAGAAGAGCAAGCAACAGCUUUCCUGGAAAGAGCCUCUUGAAGUUCUCUGGUAGCCCUGCUCUGUGUUUGGUUUGGUUUUCCAGCAGUUCUAUCCUUGCCCAUCCCUCACGUCUGGAAGCCAUGGUGUUGGCCGCCUGGGGCUUGGCAUCAGCUUCUCCUGAAGGUUAUCUUCCAACUGGGGUCUGACCUCUUUCAAGCCAAAGUGCCUGCUCGCUCUCUCCCCAUUCUUGAUUUUCAUGGUGAAACUAGUGAUUUUCUGUGUGGAGUUCUGGUUGCUUCUGGCACUAGGUCUUUUCUGUUACUAGAAAGCCGCAGAGGCACAUCUCUGAGGCUUCCCUCUGCAGUAGCCUUAGCCACGCUGCUUGCCAGGGCCCUGUGGCCUCAUCUCUCCUGUCCCCCAUGUGUUUGGUGGGUAUAGUAUUCUUUCCCAGUUUUCCCUAAAACUGUGAUGGGGGAGUCCCCACUCACCUAAGCAUUACUAGUCAGCUGUGUGGCAUCCCCACACGAAGACUUGUGUAGUUCUUUUCGCAAUGACCUAUUUAUUGAAUCUAUUUAUAUUUAUUUAAUUUUUACUCGAAUAUCCGGUUAAAAUUGCACUUGCUUAAAGCACAUCAGAUAUGUUUUGAACAAUACCCCUGACCAUUUUAAAACUGGAAAAGGAAGUUACACUGUCUCCUGCCACCUUAUGAUAGCCUUGUCUUUAAAUGGUGAAUAAUCUGGUCUGGGUAAAUGUUAAUUUUUAGAUGAUUUUUUAAAAAUCUUGUGCCAUGUGUCUUCUCUGUGGACAGUUAAUUGUUUAAUUAAUAUGUGCUGAUUGUAUGAUUCACUCCUCUUUGUGGAAACUAAAAUAUUCUUUUUAGCUUUAUAUUUUAUAAACUGCCAGACUGUACAACUUUUAUGUGUAUUUUUAAAGCUCAUGAUAUGAGGGUCAUUAUCUAAGUUUAAUGGCCUAUUUUUUUUUACCUCCUGUACAGUUUUAUAAUUCUGAUCAUUGAUGAAGGCGACUUAUGCUGAGCCAACCACAAAUAAAGGUAGCUUUAGAUUUGGGA
Psammomys obesus (fat sand rat) is the source of this 7192-nucleotide messenger RNA. It is a transcript of the gene Ern1, whose product is annotated as endoplasmic reticulum to nucleus signaling 1. Gene Ontology annotation, biological process: intrinsic apoptotic signaling pathway in response to endoplasmic reticulum stress; protein phosphorylation; mRNA processing. Gene Ontology annotation, cellular component: IRE1-TRAF2-ASK1 complex. Lineage: Eukaryota; Metazoa; Chordata; Mammalia; Rodentia; Muridae. Bases 166 to 3210 code for a protein of 1014 amino acids. The record is from RefSeq and is a predicted model, not a curated record. The transcript is spliced from 23 exons. Gene Ontology annotation, molecular function: RNA endonuclease activity; ATP binding; protein serine/threonine kinase activity.